Alosa alosa (allis shad) is the source of this 3390-nucleotide messenger RNA. RefSeq names its product methylthioribose-1-phosphate isomerase 1 (gene mri1). The record is from RefSeq and is a predicted model, not a curated record. NCBI's taxonomy places the organism in Eukaryota, Metazoa, Chordata, Actinopteri, Clupeiformes, Clupeidae. Gene Ontology annotation, molecular function: S-methyl-5-thioribose-1-phosphate isomerase activity.
GGGCGUGGACAAAUGGAGGCGGGGCUUCCUGUCGGAAGGAGUGACACGUGGUCCCCCUCCGUCUGUGUGCGCGCGCGUGUGUGUGUGUGUGUGUGUGUGUGUAGGGAAGAGCUUGUGCGCCAGAGGACUGACUCUACCCCAUUUUCACGUUUCUGUCGCGCGUUUUUACCCACCCACCCACCGACCGACCGACCCACAGACCCACAUAUCCUCGCACUGGAGCUACGGCUACCCCCUUUCUUUGAAAAACCAGGUCGUCUCGGCAAGGAACGUUAGCUAGCCUGCCAGCAACGCAAACACGGACAGUGAGCCGGCCCCGUUGUCACGCGGCAGACCCCCGCCGUGCCGCAGACUCAUCCCACGCCGACCGCGGCCAUGACGCUGGAAGCGAUCCGGUACCGCUCCGGGUCUCUGCAGAUCCUCAAUCAGCUGCUGCUGCCGCACGAGACGGUGUACGAGGAGAUCCGCUCGGUCCAGGACGGUUAUGAGGCCAUCAAGAGUAUGAAGGUGCGCGGCGCUCCUGCCAUCGCCAUCGUGGGCUGCCUGAGCCUGGCGGUGGAGCUGCGUGCGGGCGCCGGCGGCGACGACCCCCUGGCCUUCAUCCGCGAGUCGCUGUGCCACCUGACCUCGGCCCGGCCCACCGCCGUCAACAUGGGCCGCGCCGCCCGCGAACUCAUGGAGUUCAGCGAGAACGAGAGCAUGGAGAAGAGUGGAGAGGCACUCCGAGACAGCGCGAUUGGCUGGAUCGAGGAGAUGUUGGAGCGGGACGUGAGUGACAACCGAAAGAUCGGGAAUUUCGGUGCCCAGCACAUCCUGUCCGGCGUGCCGAGGGACUCGGUCAGCAUUCUCACGCACUGCAACAGAUCACUCGCCACCGCCGGAUACGGCACCGCACUCGGUGUGGUGCGCUCCCUGCACUCGCUGGGCCGUCUGAAGCGUGUCUACUGCACGGAGACUCGGCCGUACAACCAGGGCGCACGGCUGACGGCGUACGAGGCCGUGGCCGAGGGCUUCCCCGCCACGCUCAUCACCGACAGCAUGGCCGCGCUCACCAUGAGGGAGAAGGGCAUCACCGCUGUGGUCGUCGGGGCUGACCGAGUAGUCGCCAACGGCGACACAGCCAACAAGAUCGGCACGUACCAGCUGGCCAUCGCCGCAAAGCACCAUGGGAUUCCGUUCUACGUGGCGGCGCCAAGCACAUCGUGCGACCUGAGCCUGGAGAGUGGACGUGACAUCGUGAUCGAGCAGCGCCCGGCCGAGGAGCUCACCAGCAUCAACGGAAUCCCAGUCGCCGCGCCAGGUAUAGAUGUGUGGAAUCCGGCGUUUGAUGUCACCCCUCACCAGCUCAUCACAGGUGGCAUCAUCACUGAGCUGGGCGUCUUCCUCCCCUCCGAGCUGCAGGCUGCCCUGACCGGCCGCCUCACCGCCCUCUAGGCCCCACAGCGCCCCCCUGUGGUCUGGUGGGGCAGCGCAGCACAGUGUAGUGCUGCUGCACCUCGACUACAGCCGUGACCACAACUCACUUUGGUUCUCUGCAUUACUCUUUCUACUAGUGGUACAUCACCAUCACACACACACACACACAAACACUAUCUCUCACACUCUCUCUCUCACACACACACACACACACACUCAUUGCUGCUCACAUGAGGUAAUGGAAAUGUCACAUACACACUCACUCACACACACACACACUAAAAAUGCGCAAAGGCAUACUACAAUGAUAUGAAUAAAGGACUAUAGAUACGCUAAACACACACACAUACAAAUGCUGCAGUUGCACACAAAUAUACAGAGAUGUGUGCACACACACACACCCGUGCACACACAUAUUGUGUACAAGUGUUACACAUGCACACUUGUGGUGUAUACUGAUGUUGCCAGACUCACAAUCGGACAGUCUUAACCCAGGGAAGCAUAUUUGUUAGCACGCACACACACACACACGCACACACACAAUCCUUUACCACACACAAUCAUGCUUUCCUCUCCUCUCUCUCUCUCAAACACACAUAUUAUUUUUUGCCAUUUGUCUGAAUGUCUGUCACUGUCCGAAAGCUGUCAGCACCACCCCCCACCCACCCACCCCCGCCUCCGCUCCUGCUACCAGUGAACAGUAAAGCACCAUAAAGGUACAAUGACAAACACCGAAGGACUGUACUGACCCCAGAACAGUACCAUCAUUUUCCUCAAUGGGAGGGACGUAGUGUAAAUAUGAACGUAGUUUUAGUGAUUAGUGUACAUAAUGUACAGAAAUCCUCUCAACCUGACUUGGAGGGGAUGGAGACUAGAUUUAGACUCAAGUUGAGCUGAUCAGAUCUAGAGAAGAGAUUUAGAAACGGGCAAAGUGUGCUUACUGUGCGAGCCAUGCCCAACUAAAAGCUCAAAUAUUUCUCCCAUCUUCUCAAUUUUUACUAACAAAUAUUAGCAGCAGUAAGGUGGGUCCUCGCAGAUAUUCAAUUUCCUUUUUAGACCAAAUCUGAUAAUAAUUAAACCUGAUCAAACAAGAAGAAUGAGACCAAUGCCAGUUGGCUUUCACAGAAAGCUGUGCCGUAUUUGACAGACACUGAACAGAGUUGGUGGAGGACAAACUGAGUAGAACAAAAGCUCCUCUUCAUGACACUGAUAUUGUGCAAAACGUCGUGCAAAACGUCCAAUUUUUCUACUUUUAUCUGAUUUGUAGCUGCAAGAUCAUUCGCCGUUAAAUGGAAGCAAAUCAAAGACUAUCUGCAAAUGUGUAGUGUGUACUCUGCUAGGUAGUCCUUUCAUACUUUGAGGCUAGUUACUUGGUACUAUGGAGCUUGACAUUUGUGACCUCCUGUGUUUACCAAACUACCUGAUACCCUUCCAUGUGUGUCCCCCUGUCGCACAGUGUCCUCCCUGUCGCACAGUAACAUUGUAAAUACAGACAAAUAAGAACUUAAAUCAUGGCUAACCAACCUCUUCCUUCUUUAAGCUAUCCAAGUUGUGACGGCAACUGUGCCAGUUAUUUUGCUGAAUGAUGCACAGAGUAUAUAAUAUAAUAUACAUAUCAAUUCUUGGUGAGGGGGGUGGGCGUUCUAGACCUAGAACUUCUUUAGGGUAAUGUUUUUGUGAUGUCAAAGUACAUUUCCAGGAUACGCUUUGUUUGUUUGUUUUUUCUUCAUGGUUGCCAAGUGCAGAUGACAUCACAGCCUCAAUGAUAUCACAAGUCCAGAGUUCCGACGGUCAGUGUAGUUCACAGGCGAAUGUUCCGCGACACAGAGGGGUUCAGGAUGAUCCAAAUCCUGGUGUCACUCCACCAGCACAGAUGACCAAUCAGAGAGCUGAGGGCGGUGGGAAAGAAACUUCUCUUAUAAAGCUGGAGAUUACAGCUUGCUUCACCACACACACACACACAAACACACACAC